AUGCUGAACCUGAGUGUCUUUCAGGUCAUGGACUCAGCCAGCGGUUUGUCUCUGCUGGGCUUCAAGCAGCUUUCGGUCUGCCUGGUGGACUGUAUGAAGACUCCGGGAGUCCUGAGACCAGAGCCCAAAGACUCAUCUGGAGACCUCUCAGCCCUCACUCAAAUGGAUCUGUCCAUGUCAUUGGUGGAAUGCAUGAAAACUCCAGGACUAAAUGGUGACAGUGACCAUCUGAAUCAUAACACCUUGGAGCUCAAGCUGAAACAGGAGGAUGAGCAGUUGGAGAGAGAGUAUGACUACCUGAAGCUGGAGCAGCAGGACACGGAUGCUGGAACUGAUGGCACACUCUUGGUGUUUGAGGAGAACGACGGUGGCACAGAAGGGACGGCGUGGCUCAUACAGUGCCCUGAACUAUUGGAGUCCCUCAAAACAGCCAUGCUGGGUGCCAGUUCAGUGGUGCGUCAGGAGGAAGUCGAUGCAACCUCACACCAAAGUCAGAAAGAUAACACUAUAUUAGACAGAAUGGAGACGAAUCAACAAGACACUGAAGCAGAGGAAGAAGCUGACGAUGUGGAUGUGGAAACCCCUGAGACUGAGUCUGGAGACCAAACCGAGAUUAGCCAACAGGAUGUUGCACCCGGACUCCUGCGCCAUCAGUGUGAGCUCUGUGGGAAGUCCUUCGCAAGGAAGAGCAACGUCAUCCGACACCAGCAGCACAACUGCAGCAGAACAAGAACUACAGCAGAUUUAGAGCAGACGGAGCAGGAGAGGUUUUCCUGCCGCAAAUGCAGCCUUACAUUUGACACUAAAUGUGGUUUGAAGCUGCAUAAACUGUGUCACAAAGAGAACAGUGAAAACCACGAGGUUAAAGAAACUGAGGUUCAGCGAGAGAGGCCUCACACCUGCAUGCAGUGCAAUAAGAGCUUCUAUGUGUUCUACACCUUGCGGCAGCAUCUCCUCACUCACACUAGGGAGAAAUCCUACCACUGUGAGGUCUGCGGGAAACAGUUUGGGAGGGAAGGAACUCUGAAGGAGCACAUGCUGAUCCAUACAGGGGACAAACCUUAUAAAUGUGACCAGUGUGGCAAGACCUGUGCCAGGCGUGGGGACCUCAGAAUACACAUGCUCAGCCAUUCUGAGGAGAGACCACACAACUGCAGCCACUGUGCGAAAAGCUUCAAACAGCUUACGAAACUGAAGAAGCACGAGCGAAUCCACACGGGGGAGAAACCAUACCAGUGUCAGCUUUGUGCAAAGAAGUUUAGACUGCGGCAGACACUGGUUUCACACAUCCGCACGCACACUGGAGAGCAACCAUUCAAGUGCAGCUUCUGCCCCAAGGCUUUCAGUAUUAGGAGUAACUUGAGGAAGCACCAGAUGAUACACACUGGGGAGAAGCGAUUUUGCUGUUCACACUGCAACAAAAGUUUCCGACUGCAGCAGCACCUGAUAUUCCACGAACGGGGCCACAGGGGGGAGAAACCAUACAAGUGUGACAAGUGUGGAAAAGGUUACUGUCAUCCAUCAACAUUAAAAACACACCUAUCGGCUCAUGAAAAGAAACCACCACAUUGCUCCCUGUGUAGGCAGGAAUUCACAGAGCAAAAGGAGUUAGCCAAUCACAAGUGCUGCCAGACAGCAGAAAAACCACACCGCUGUUCUCAGUGUGGAAAGUGUUUUUCCCAAGCUGUGAAUAUGAAGAAACACCAGCUGAUCCACUCAGGGGAGAAACCUUAUGUGUGUAAAGAAUGUGGGAAGCAGUUCAACCACAAUGGCAACCUCACCAAGCACAUGCGCAUCCACACCGGUGAGAGGCCCUUUGAGUGUGAACUCUGCAAGAGGCGCUUCAGGCUCCUGCAGCACCUCACAAAUCACAGAUUAACUCAUAACAAGAAAAAAUAG
This is a messenger RNA of Archocentrus centrarchus (flier cichlid), 1899 nucleotides long. Its product is annotated as zinc finger protein 883-like. The record is from RefSeq and is a predicted model, not a curated record. Bases 1 to 1899 code for a protein of 632 amino acids. Lineage: Eukaryota; Metazoa; Chordata; Actinopteri; Cichliformes; Cichlidae. The transcript is spliced from 4 exons.